UUCGAAUUUCGAAACUUUCUUCCAUAUUCGUUAUGAUUGAUGUAAUUUUGAAAUGGCCGUUUAUUACCGGCCAGUGUAAUUAAUUCAAUUAUUUGUGCUCGGAUAUGAGUUUGAGAGACUUUGUGAUGUGGGCGCAUAUGUAUUUGAUAGUGUUGGGAAUUUCAGUGUUGUUCCGAUGUACGGAUUCCGUUGAUUUGCCCCGGUUUGUUGGUCCGGGGUCGAACGUAACCGUCGCCCUGGGCAGGGAUGCGGCGAUCACCUGCAGGGUCGACAAUUUACAGACUUUUAAGGUGGCAUGGCUUCGAGUAGACACGCAGACAAUCCUCACAAUUGCUGGUCACGUCAUAACCAAGAACCACCGGAUCAGCGUCAGCCACGGCGAUGGUGCGUGGACGCUGGGCCUGAGGGACGUCGGCCCAUCGGACGGUGGACGGUACAUGUGCCAGGUCAACACCGAGCCCAUGAUGAGUCAGACACACCAGCUCCAGGUUGUCGUUCCACCAGACAUUGACGACGAGGUGAGCAGCAGUGAAAUAUUGGUGAAGGAAGGUGAGAAUGCUGCACUUCGAUGCGUAGCAUCAGGAACUCCACUUCCAAACAUAGCUUGGAGGAGAGAAGACUCGAGGCAUUUCAAGAUUGACAACCAGACAUUAGUAUCUAAAUGGACUGGGCCGUGGUUGAAUUUCACUGCUGUGGAGAGGACAUCGUCAGGGGCGUAUUUAUGUAUAGCAACGAACGGUAUACCUCCAUCGGUCAGCAAGAGAAUCCAAAUUAAUGUUAUGUUUGCUCCAUCAGUCUGGACUGGCCGAGUCGCUCUCCGGGCUCCAGUGGGCGGCGCUGUAUCCCUCCAAUGCACUGCUGAGGCAUAUCCAGUACCACAGGUCUACUGGACCCUGAAUGGUGAACACAGACUUGUUAACGAGUCGAAACAUAGAAUCAGUAUGUCAACCCGAGGCUACCGUCACACCCUGACUCUGUUAGUGUCAGACAUGUCUCUGGAGGACGCGGGAGCUUACAGGUGUCAAGUGGAGAAUUCCCUCGGCAGGGCGCAGGCGGAGUUAUUUUUGCACAUGCUGACCACGACCACAACAACGACAACAACUACGACUACUACCACCACGACCACGACAACAACAACUACAGAGCCGCCAUCGACCACCACACCUGCGUACGAUGCUGAAAGGCACUUGGAACAAUUACACCGGGGAGUUCUCCAAGAUCCGGGUAUGGAUAAUCCGUACAUUGUGCUCAGUCAACACCAAAUGCAGAAUCUCGAAAUGGUAACAACAAUGUGACCGGAGGCAGGGCGCGGCCUGGCCCCCUGGAACGAAGGUUGGCCGCCCCACGACUCUGCACCGAAAUACACCAACACUAUGUGGACACUUGCACUAGCCACACUAGUGCUCAUAGCGUGACCAGUUGCCUGGUGAGUGAAGUAGGGACGUUUACGAAGUAUUACAAAAUGCAA
Messenger RNA from Achroia grisella, 1468 nucleotides. Its product is annotated as protein amalgam-like. The record is from RefSeq and is a predicted model, not a curated record. NCBI's taxonomy places the organism in Eukaryota, Metazoa, Arthropoda, Insecta, Lepidoptera, Pyralidae. Gene Ontology annotation, cellular component: neuron projection. Bases 105 to 1295 code for a protein of 396 amino acids. The transcript has 10 exons.